This is a messenger RNA of Polychytrium aggregatum, 732 nucleotides long. RefSeq lists its product as uncharacterized. The record is from RefSeq and is a predicted model, not a curated record. The transcript has 3 exons. NCBI's taxonomy places the organism in Eukaryota, Fungi, Chytridiomycota, Chytridiomycetes, Polychytriales. The coding region runs from base 1 to 732 and encodes 243 amino acids.
AUGGUUUCGUCCGGGAUCGAACCGGAGACCUUGAUUUCCAUCAUCGAAUCUUCGGCACUUGGCCCCGCCACCGGCCACGCCACUGGCCCUGCCCAGAAUGCCUUGCUCGCCACAGGCGCGACCCAAGAUGUCUCGCUUGCCACCUUCUCAGGCACUUUGCGGGGCUGGCCGCACCGAUGCCGGUGGUAUCGGCUGCUCAAGCCCGAAGAGUGUUUCUCUGGCGGGCUGGAGUUCCCUCCCAUGGGAUCGAGAGUCGCGGUGACGGCUGCGGUGACGGCUGCAGCGACGGCUGCAGCGACGGCUUGCCAGGGCCCGUCAGAGACACCAAGGCAAAAGCCUUAUAUAUAUGCACCCGCUAUGGACUCCACUGACUCCAUUGACUCCAUCGACUCCAUUGACUCCAUUGACCCCAUCGACCCCAUCGACCCCAUUGACUCCACCACGAAAUGUGACCCCGAGGCUCUCACCUGUUUCCGCUUGCUGCCAGUGCCAAGCUCUGCUAUCACACCCAGCCAAGCUCUGUCACCACUCCGAGCCAAGCUCCUCUGUUACCACACCCAGCCAAUCCAUACCAAGCCAUACCAAGCCAUGCCAAGCCAUACCAAGCCAUACCAAGCCAUACCAAGCCAUACCAAGCCAGGCCGCCCGCUGAAAGAUCACGCUCCUUUCGCCGCGGAUGCACAACUAUCCCAGGGGCCAUGUGGGCAUGGACUGAUCCUGGACUCGAUCUGA